UCCGUGUAUGUAUGUAUCAGGCAAAAAAAAAAAAAAAAAAUCAAGGGCGGCAAUCACACUCCCAAUUUUCCCCUCUCUCAACAGUAUACGCUUGAUUCUUAUCUACUAUUCAGUGCUCUCUGUUUUGCAGUGCAUCCAUACGUACACCAUAACCAAGACCGUUCCUUGACAGGGGCCUGUUACCAAACAAUUGCCUGAACUUAUCUUGGAUUUAGAACUACGGAUUAUUUACUCUGGAUUGGUCUUUGCGCUUUUCUGGAUAGCUCUCCAUCCCCCCCCCCAAAACCAAAGAUAGGGUGGAACCCCGUCUCACCUCAGCUUCCUUCCUACGCAAUGCCUGCCAAACAACAACACGGCCGCCAAUACGACCUUGUGCUCUUUGGUGCGACUGGUUACACGGGCAAGUAUGCAGCCCAGUACAUCACGACGCAUCUGCCCACCGACCUCAAGUGGGCAGUGGCGGGGCGCUCCCAGUCCAAGCUCGAGGAGGUGGUCGCCGAGUGCAAGAGGCUCAACCCGGACCGCGUGCAGCCGGCCGUCGAGAUCUGCAGGCUGACGGACGAGGACCUCGCCGGCCUCGCCAGGAAGACCUUUGUCCUCGCCACCACCGUCGGGCCCUAUGGUAAACUGGGCGAGCACGCCUUCAAGGCCUGCGCCGAGAAUGGCACUCACUACCUCGACGUGACGGGCGAGGUCCCCUUCGUCGCCAGGAUGAUCAAAAAGUACGAGGAGACCGCCCGGCGGACCGGCGCCCUCAUGUUCCCCCAGAUCGGCAUCGAGUCCGCCCCUCCGGACCUCGUCACCUGGUCGCUCGCCUCCUUCAUCCGCAACGAGUUCGGCUCCCCGACCGCGGACGUGACCGUGUCUGUCCACAACCUCAGAUCCGCACCCUCGGGAGGCACCCUGACGACCGUGCUCACCAUUUUCGAAAACUUCACGCUGAGCGAGCUACGAGCUGCCUACGCGCCGUACGCGCUCCUGCCCGCGGGGGCGCCGCCGCCGCCGCCGCCGCCCGCACGGGCGCGGCGCCCGCGUCCCUCGCUGCUGACGCGGCUGACGGGCCUCGUGACGGUGCCGUCGCUGGGGACGCUGACGACGUCGCCGGCGGGGAGCACGGACGCGGCGGCGGUCCAGCGGACGUGGGGCCUGCUGGCGACGACGCCGUCGCGGCGGGCGCAGGCCUACGGCGACCGCUUCUCCUUCCGCGAGUACCUGCGCCCGCGCAACUGGCUGACCGGCAUCGCGAUCCACUACGGCCUCGUGCUCCUCGGCCUCGUCAUGCUCACCCCCUGGCUGCGCCGCCUCGCCCUGCGCUUCGUCACCCCGCCCGGCCAGGGCCCCGACCCCGAGGUCGCCAGCCGCGACGAGAUCGAGUACCGCGGCAUCGGGCGGCGCGACGGCGGCGCCGGCGAGAGGGCCAUCUGCAGGGCCGAGUUCAGGGGGGGCACGUAUUAUUUGACGGGAAUCUUGUUGGCAGAGGCCGCGUCGACGUUGCUGGAGGAGGAUGUUGAUCUGCCGGGUGGCGUGUACACGGCUGCGUGUCUGGGGCAGCCAUUGAUCGAUCGGCUGUCUCGGGGUGGGUUCCGCUUCGAGACAAAGCGGUUGGAGGAUUACUAAAUAAAUAGAAGAACAUCCCAUGUUAUGUAAUACUAGUGUGAAUCUUACUAUGGGUAUCUAUCAUUCCAUGAUCGCUUGCUCUAUCCAAAACCCAUGUCUAAACCA
Thermothelomyces thermophilus ATCC 42464 is the source of this 1722-nucleotide messenger RNA. RefSeq lists its product as uncharacterized. Gene Ontology annotation, biological process: glycolipid biosynthetic process. Gene Ontology annotation, cellular component: lipid droplet; mitochondrion; plasma membrane. The transcript has 5 exons. Bases 334 to 1617 code for a protein of 427 amino acids. The record is from RefSeq and is a predicted model, not a curated record. Lineage: Eukaryota; Fungi; Ascomycota; Sordariomycetes; Sordariales; Chaetomiaceae.